CAUUAACCUCACUACUGAUUACAGCGGUUUCCCAACCCAUAAGCCUCUCACCUCUCAUCUGAGGCUCCUGACACAAAGUUCACCUCUCUCCUCAUUCACCAGCAGAGCGCCCUAGGCUGCAGGCUCGAAGCUGGAUUUGUUUCCUCUGUAGUUCACCUCACAUCAGAAAAAAGUUUUUUUGGGAGUGUUGGAAUCAUGGGGGCAUCUGGAUAUGGAUAUUACCGGACUUCUAUUUUUCUGGCCAUGUUUGUGGGUUACACUUUAUACUACUUCAAUCGGAAGACCUUCUCAUUUGUGAUGCCGUCCUUGAUGCAAGAGAUUACACUUGACAAAGAUGAUCUGGGCCUCAUCACCAGCAGCCAGUCUCUGGCCUAUGCCAUCAGUAAGUUCAUCAGCGGCGUCCUCUCAGACCAGCUCAGUGCGCGCUGGCUCUUCUCCAUCGGACUGUUCUCGGUGGGCGGCAUCAACGUGAUCUUCUCCCUGUCCUCCAGCGUCGCUGUCUUCUCUGGCCUCUGGUUCCUGAAUGGCCUGGGACAAGGCCUCGGCUGGCCACCAUGUGGGAAGGUGCUGCGCAAGUGGUUCGAGCCGUCCCAGUUUGGGACGUGGUGGGCCAUCCUGUCGUGCAGCAUGAACCUGGCCGGAUGCUUGGGACCCAUUAUAGCCACACUGAUGGCAGAGAGCUACAGCUGGCGGACCACGCUCUUCAUCUCGGGCCUCACCUGCCUGGUGGUGUCCGCCUUCUGCCUGGUGUUCAUCAAGAACGAGCCCAGUGACGUCGGACUGCCCAACAUUGAGGCCGGGGCAAAGAAAGGGAAAGGAGAUUCCUCCAGUGACGACAGCACAUUGAAAGAGUUCCUGCUGUCCCCUUAUUUGUGGGUGCUAUCUCUGGGCUAUCUGGUGGUGUUUGGUGUGAAGACUGCCUGCACUGAUUGGGGGCAGCUCUUCCUGAUCCAGGACAAGGAGCAGUCAGUGCUCAUGGGGAGCUCUUUCAUGAGUGCACUGGAGAUCGGAGGCCUGAUAGGAAGUAUUGCUGCUGGAUAUCUCUCUGACCGAGCAGUAGCCAAACAAGGGCUCCGUCUUCAAGGGAACCCUCGGCACACCCUCCUGCUGUCGAUGAUGGCUGGGAUGUGUGUUUCUUUGUACCUCUUCCGGGUCACGGUCACUCCAGACAGCUCAAAUCUCUGGAUCCUGUCUCUUGGGGCUGUUUUUGGCUUUUCUUCAUACGGACCAAUCGCACUGUUUGGUGUAAUAGCCAAUGAGAGUGCCCCUUCAAAUUACUGUGGAACUUCACAUGCCAUUGUUGCUCUCAUGGCCAACAUUGGUGGCUUCCUGUCCGGCCUGCCAUUUAGCACCAUCGCCAAAUAUCACGGCUGGAACACGGCCUUCUGGGUAGCCGAGGUGACCUGCAUCAUCACUACCAUCAGCUUCUUCUUACUGCGCAACAUCCGCACCAAGAUGGGCCGCCUCCCCAAGAAGUCUGACUAAGCAGCGGCUCGCUAAGAAGCACGGCAGAUGUGGCAUCCUGUCCUUACUUAAAGAGACCAAUCUCAGUGUACAGUUCUCCAUCUCUCUGUCAUACGUAUUACGCCUGUCUGGUAAAGAAUUCAUGGAUUUACAUUUCUUUUUACACAAAUACCUAUUGCACAGACGACUUCACAAGUUCUAACCAGCGUAGCACAGUGCCAUCUCAAAAUGAAACGUCCUAAUUGCUUAGGUUGGAAAACUAAGCAUCAUGCACCACGGAAUUUUCUCAUCAUAACAUAAGGGUGAUAUUUCUAAUCUCAGUUCUCAAAAGGAAAUGACCCAGAAACAGCAUCAUCUCAAGAGAUGGGGCAAACAUUUCUCUAAACUUCUAAAAUAAAGAGGCACUCUUUACAUACACAGAAGACACUUCAUGUCUUAUUUUUUACACAGCAGUAAGUUAUUCAUGUUUAUUUUCUCUACCUACGGUAACAAUGUGUACUGCUCGUUGAAAAGUGAAUCCUGCACCACAGUACCUAUUUUGUAGAAAUGACCAGUGGUAUUACUGUAGUAUUUUAUUAAAACUAUAUGAUGAGAUAUGUGCAUUAUAAAUAUUUGCAUUGCAUUUUUAUUGUAUGCAGAUAUUUGCAUAUAAUCUCACUUCACAAAAUAUGGAAUGUCAACCACGGGCAAUAGCUUUGGUACUGAUGUGCCUUGCCAUAGAAACUAGUAUGUCUCACUUUGUAACACGAGGAGUAUUCAUUUAUAGAGUUAAGUAUUAAAACCAUCUCUGUCUUACCAGCGUUAUAGUUGGACGUAUGCAGGGAAAUAUGUUGUCUCUGUCUCUCGUAGUUCUACCUCCACAGUUCAUACCACAUACAUGAAUUUGAGUGAGUGUCAAGUGCAAAUUGCACCGUUGCACAUGAAGACAAGCAUGAAAUACUAAAACUGCAUUCCCUUUUUGCAGGACUAAAUCCUGACAACAGUUUUGUGAAUUUGGUGAUUCAUUUUAACAAUGUCAUAACUGAACUGUAUUGUGAAGUAAAACUUCAAUGUAAACAAUACUGAAACAACUACAUUGUAAGGUACUUGACAGACAGAUUUGUUUUAAAAAGAAGUCAUUUUUUUUGUUUUAUAGCACAAAGCAUGUAAUACUACAACUGCAUUCCGAUCUCCGUCUCAAUUCUGACGACUUUGUAACUGUUUUGUUGUUGUUGUUGUUGUGUUUUUGGUCUUGUCAUUAAUUUAUGUUUUAAUUGAAGUAUUAUUAAAAUGUUGUGUAAACAAUA
Messenger RNA from Clupea harengus (Atlantic herring), 2750 nucleotides. RefSeq names its product solute carrier family 37 member 4a (gene slc37a4a). Lineage: Eukaryota; Metazoa; Chordata; Actinopteri; Clupeiformes; Clupeidae. The record is from RefSeq and is a predicted model, not a curated record. Gene Ontology annotation, cellular component: endoplasmic reticulum membrane. Gene Ontology annotation, molecular function: glucose 6-phosphate:phosphate antiporter activity. Gene Ontology annotation, biological process: phosphate ion transmembrane transport; glucose-6-phosphate transport.